AUGCGAGCAUUUACAGAUCCGUCGUGCAGUAAUCAAUGUGAAAUCAUUAAUCGUCAGCUGUUGAACUCAAAAGACAUCACAUCAAGUGAACUGGAGCAACUGGGAUUGAAGCCGUUGGAAGAGUGGAAUGUCAGGACGUUGAACGGCAGGCCAGGACUGUAUAUCAUUCCUAAUGUUCUGAGAGACGACGCAGUUGAAAUGUGGCUUCGACGUGUUUUCUUGUAUGCAGAACCUCCUAAUAUCACCAAUCUUACUGCUCAUGGCACUAGCCCAAAAAGUGAUGUUCUUCGGUUAGCUGGUAAAUCGUUGAGAUGGACCACGUUGGGAGUCGCGUACAAUUGGGACACGAAAGAGUACCCAUUGACUGGGGAUCCUCUUCCCAAGGAACUCGUCCAGUUUGCAGAUGUCGUGACGAGGUAUCUUGGCUUAGGGACUAUGCAUGCGGAUGCGGCUAUAAUUAAUUAUUACCCACCAAAGUCGACACUUUCGCCUCACGUAGACAGGUCAGAACGAACUUCUGCACCGUUGGUGUCGUUCUCCCUUGGACAGUCAGCUGUUUACCUGUCAGGAGGCGACAUUCUAGUGAUGCAUGCUGCUCAGCGACUCGUUUACCAUGCUGUAGCAGCCAUUCAUAAUCAUCGUCAGUUCAGUUUCAGCGAUCCGCUCCUCGAGCAGUUCGCUAAUACGAGUCGAGUGAAUAUCACUGUUCGUCAGGUGAAUCCGGUGCCGUCAUAG
Cooperia oncophora is the source of this 735-nucleotide messenger RNA. Lineage: Eukaryota; Metazoa; Nematoda; Chromadorea; Rhabditida; Trichostrongylidae. The record is from the annotation of a GenBank genome assembly.